CGGGCGGCGGGCGGCGGGCUGCCUUCGUCGGGCCCGGAGCUCGCCUGGAGCGAGCAGCCGCCCGCGGAACGUCCUCGCCCGCUCCCGCCGGCGAGCAAGAUGAUGUGCGAGGUGAUGCCGACCAUCAGUGAAGCCGAAGGCCCCCCGGGAGGAAGCGGGAGCCAAGGGUCCAGCUCCCCUUCGCAGCCGGAUGCGGACUCACAUUUUGAACAGUUGAUGGUGUCCAUGCUGGAAGAGAGGGACCGUCUUCUCGACACGCUGAGAGAGACCCAAGAAACGCUGGCAUUAACCCAGGGGAAACUGCACGAGGUCGGUCACGAAAGAGAUUCCUUGCAGAGGCAGCUCAAUACUGCGCUUCCACAGGAGUUUGCAGCACUUACUAAAGAACUGAAUGUGUGCAGGGAGCAGCUUCUUGAAAGAGAAGAAGAAAUCGCUGAGCUGAAAGCGGAAAGGAACAACACCAGGCUGCUGCUGGAGCACCUGGAGUGCCUGGUCUCACGGCACGAGCGGUCCCUGCGGAUGACGGUGGUCAAGCGGCAGGCGCAGUCCCCAGCCGGCGUGUCCAGCGAGGUGGAGGUGCUCAAGGCGCUGAAGUCGCUGUUCGAGCACCACAAGGCCCUGGACGAGAAGGUGAGAGAGCGGUUGCGAGUAGCGCUCGAGAGGUGUAGCUUGUUAGAAGAAGAGCUGGGCGCCACACACAAAGAGCUGAUGAUUCUUAAAGAGCAGAAUAACCAGAAAAAGGUACUAACAGACGGGGUGCUUGAUGUAAAUCACGAGCAGGAAAGCACGCCGAGCGCCAAUGGAAAGAGAUCCUCCGACGGCUCUCUGAGCCACGAGGAAGACCUGGCCAAAGUGAUGGAGCUCCAGGAAGUCAUCGACAAGCAGUCGCGGGAGCAGAGCCAGAUGAAGGAGCGCCUGGCAGCCCUCUCUGCCCACGUGACGGAGCUGGAGGAGGACCUGGACACGGCCCGGAAGGACCUCAUCAAGUCCGAGGAAGUGAACACGAAACUGCAGCGGGACGUCCGCGAAGCCAUGGCCCAGAAGGAGGACAUGGAAGAGAGAAUCACUACCCUUGAGAAACGCUACCUCGCCGCACAGCGCGAAGCCACCUCUGUGCAUGACCUCAAUGAUAAACUUGAAAAUGAAAUCGCAAAUAAGGAUUCUAUGCAUCGACAGACAGAGGAUAGAAACCGGCAGUUGCAGGAGCGCCUGGAGCUGGCGGAGCAGAAGCUGCAGCAGACGCUGCGGAGGGCGGAGACGCUGCCCGAGGUGGAGGCUGAGCUGGCGCAGAGGGUGGCUGCGCUCUCCAAGGCGGAAGAGAGACACGGAAACAUCGAGGAGAGGCUGCGGCAGAUGGAGGCCCAGCUGGAGGAGAAGAACCAGGAGCUGCAGCGGGCAAGGCAGAGAGAAAAAAUGAAUGAAGAACACAAUAAACGCUUAUCAGAUACCGUGGAUAAGCUUCUGUCUGAAUCAAACGAGAGGCUUCAGCUUCAUCUGAAGGAGAGAAUGGCUGCUCUGGAGGAUAAGAAUUCUCUUCUACGGGAAGUUGAAAAUGCGAAAAAGCAAUUAGAAGAAAUGCAAAACGACAAGGACCAGCUGAUUCUCAACCUGGAAACCCUGAGAGCUGAGCUGGAGCAGACGAGGCUGCGAGGGGCUCCCCUCCACCACGGCCGACCGCACCUGGGCAGCGUCCCAGACUUCAGGUUCCCUGUGGCCGACGGGCCGGCAGACUCCUUCAGCGGCGCGGCGGUGCUGCGGCGCCCCCAGAAAGGCCGGCUGGCAGCGCUGCGCGACGAGCCGUCCAAGGUGCAGACGCUGAACGAGCAGGACUGGGAGCGCGCGCAGCAGGCCAGCGUGCUGGCCAAUGUGGCCCAGGCGUUCGAGAGUGACGUGGACGUGUCUGACGGCGAGGGCGACAGGGACGCCCUCUUCAGUUCAGCCUCUCUGCUGUCGCCCAGCGGGCAGGCCGAUGCCCAGACUCUGGCCAUGAUGCUUCAGGAGCAGCUGGACGCCAUCAACAAAGAGAUCCGGUUGAUCCAAGAGGAGAAGGAGAACACGGAGCAGCGGGCAGAGGAGAUUGAGAGCAGGGUGGGCAGCGGGAGCUUAGACAACCUUGGUCGUUUUAGAUCAAUGAGUUCCAUCCCCCCGUAUCCCGCCUCCUCGCUGGCCGGCUCCUCCCCGCCCAGCAGCGGGCGCUCCACGCCCCGAAGGAUGCCGCACAGCCCAGCGCGGGAAGUCGACCGGCUGGGCAUCAUGACGCUGCCUAGUGAUUUAAGGAAGCAUCGCCGAAAGCUGCCAGCUUCCCGGGAGGAGGUACGAGAUGACAAGACCACCAUCAAAUGUGAAACCUCGCCCCCCGCCUCGCCACGGUCCCUUCGGCUGGACCGGCUGCACCCGGGGGCGCUGCACGCAGCCAGCCACGAGGACAUCAGGGACGCCCGCAACUCGACAGGCUCUCAGGACGGCCCCGUGAGCAACCCAAGCAGCAGCAACAGCAGCCAGGACUCGCUGCACAAAGCCCCGAAGAAGAAGGGCAUCAAGUCCUCCAUCGGCCGCUUGUUUGGCAAGAAGGAGAAGGGCCGGCCCGGACACCCCGGCAAGGAGGCUUUGGGGCCCGCUGGUAUUUCAGAGACAGAAAACUCAUCUCAGGAUGCCCUUGGACUCAGCAAAUUGGGAGGACAAGCUGAAAAAAAUCGGAAGCUUCAGAAAAAGCACGAGUUGCUCGAGGAAGCGCGGAGACAAGGCUUGCCUUUCGCACAGUGGGACGGGCCCACUGUUGUGGUCUGGCUGGAGCUCUGGGUCGGGAUGCCGGCCUGGUACGUGGCUGCUUGCCGAGCCAAUGUGAAGAGCGGCGCCAUCAUGUCUGCCCUGUCGGACACGGAGAUCCAGCGGGAGAUCGGCAUCAGCAACCCGCUGCACCGGCUGAAGCUGCGGCUGGCCAUCCAGGAGAUCAUGUCUCUGACCAGCCCCUCCGCCCCGCCCACGUCCAGAACGACCACAGGAAAUGUCUGGCUAACGCACGAGGAGAUGGAGACGCUCACGGCCACGCCACACACGGAGGAUGAGGAGGGAAGCUGGGCUCAGACCCUCGCAUACGGGGACAUGAACCAUGAGUGGAUCGGCAACGAGUGGCUGCCCAGCCUGGGGCUCCCGCAGUACCGCAGCUAUUUCAUGGAGUGCCUUGUGGACGCGCGGAUGCUGGACCACCUGACCAAGAAAGACCUCCGCGGGCAGCUGAAAAUGGUCGACAGUUUUCACAGAAACAGUUUCCAGUGUGGAAUUAUGUGCCUGCGAAGGUUGAAUUAUGACCGAAAAGAACUGGAAAGAAAAAGAGAAGAGAGCCAGAAUGAACUGAAAGACGUGCUGGUUUGGAGCAACGACCGAGUGAUCCGCUGGAUCCUCUCCAUUGGCCUCAAGGAAUACGCGAACAACCUCGUUGAGAGCGGCGUGCACGGCGCGCUGCUGGCCUUGGACGAGACGUUUGACUUCAACGCGCUGGCCCUCUUGUUACAGAUCCCCACGCAGAACACACAGGCUCGUGCUGUCUUGGAAAGAGAGUUCAACAACCUCUUGGUCAUGGGAACCGACAGAAGGUUCGAUGAAGACGAUGAUAAAAGCUUUAGGAGAGCACCUUCUUGGAGGAAAAAAUUCAGGCCAAAGGAUGUCCGUGGCUUAGCUGCUGGGUCCGCGGAGACGCUGCCUGCGAACUUCCGGGUCCCGUCCUCUCUGUCCUCGCCCUCGGUGCAGCCCAGGAAGGUGCAGCCAGACGGCAGCGUGGCGGGAACGCAGAGGCUGGAUUCCGCCACAGUCAGGACUUACUCCUGCUGAGCUUCGGGUGUACCCGCACUACUUCUACAGAUGAUCCUACAGCGUCCAGGACACGACAGAGACUACGUUUUGAACUCGAUGGAAUCUUUAAUCUGUUCAUACUUGUUAUAUGGACCCGAAGAUAUUUUAUUACAGAGUUUUUAAUUAGUGAAAAAAUUCAUGAAUACCAUAGAGAAAAUAUUUUAGAAUUUAAUGUUUCUUAUAUUUAUGUAAACUUAUGACUUCAUUUAUAUAGUUACUUACUUUUUCUUGUAUAUCCAGGCUAUAAAUAUCCUUUCAGAUCAACUCGUGUUCUGAUACCUGAUUUUAGUCUUUCAAAUGAAUGUACUGUAAUGCUUGUAUGUAUAAAUCCUAUGAACAAAUAUAGGGCUUUUGUAAAUGAUGCAUUUAUUGUAAUUAUUCUUGUUUAAUCUUUAAAUGAUAAACCAUGAGAGAAGGGGUUUUGCUGCGAUUGUAAAAUCAUCGUGACACGGUGUGCAUUUUCCUUCCCGAAUGUAACCGAGCUCUCCAACAAUCACUCUGAAAUGAGCGAACUUAAUUUCAACCAGUUGCUGUUGUAUUUUAACGACUGACCUAAACUGUACUUUUUCUAGCAAGAAAUGCUUUUUCUCUGCAGCGUGAAGAGAUUUAAAAGUACUGGGUGUUAAAUGUGAGCUUCUAAUCAAAUUUGGGCUGAAAGGAUGACUGGAAGAAAACUAUGAAAAUCUCUCCCGUAACCUAGUCUCCAUGGACCCGGAUCCCUCGUCUUCAGUGACUGGCAGAAGCCAUGAGCUGGGGAAGAGAGACUUGGCGGGGGUGGGGAGGGUGGGGCCUGGGCACCCACCACCCGCCAUGCCCGCCCUCCCUGCCCUCCUCCUGGGAGGCAGGGUCAAGGGCGCCUACUCUGUGAGGACCAAUCGUGGCGCCCUGUACCCGCUGCAGAGCUGGUGCGCCGGGCGUGAAGCCGCUGCACCCCCGGCAGACAGCGUGGUGCAGCUCUGACAGAGGCCUUAUGCUUCUCACGUGAAUCGCCUUUUUACACCUGUUUGUAGACGCGUUUAAAGAGUGGACCUAGGCGUGCAUUUUUAGAUUUUGAUGACAUAGCCGUUUUGGAUUGUAUAAGUAGCAAAUGUAACUUUUACUUUUUCAGCGGCACAUUAAAAAAGCCAGCAAGAGAUGCGUUCAGAUCAUGGUGCAUUAUUUAUUAUGCAGCUGAUAUCUCGGUGGACGGAGACAGCGUCUCUCUUCCCAUGUGGGUCCCGCCUUUAAUUUACUUGUAUAAUUCAUUGUUACCGUUCUGUUUUUCUAUCAAUCUUUUGUGAACUUCCUGAAUAUGUAACAAAGUAUGUACAGUCUACUUUUGAACUAUUUUUAUCACAGUAUUAUUUAUUGCUUUCUUUCAAUAAAGUACUGAAGCAAAGUUUCCCACUGCCAA
Molecule: messenger RNA, 5242 nt
Organism: Capra hircus (goat)
Lineage: Eukaryota; Metazoa; Chordata; Mammalia; Artiodactyla; Bovidae
Gene: PPFIA1
Product: PTPRF interacting protein alpha 1
Exons: 31
Coding region: 100-3828 (1242 amino acids)
Biological process (GO): synapse organization
Cellular component (GO): presynaptic active zone
Molecular function (GO): protein binding
Source: RefSeq, a predicted model, not a curated record